Messenger RNA from Leptopilina boulardi, 5216 nucleotides. RefSeq names its product VWFA and cache domain-containing protein 1. The transcript has 6 exons. Gene Ontology annotation, molecular function: voltage-gated calcium channel activity. Gene Ontology annotation, cellular component: voltage-gated calcium channel complex. Lineage: Eukaryota; Metazoa; Arthropoda; Insecta; Hymenoptera; Figitidae. Bases 246 to 3761 code for a protein of 1171 amino acids. The record is from RefSeq and is a predicted model, not a curated record.
UCCAAAUCGCGUUUUUGACGUUUUUUGUUUACGGAAAAGUUUAUGUGAGCGGUGAAAACUCAUUUGUUGAGUUUAAUUAAGUUAUUCUUAAUUUAAUUUGUUUAAAAAUGUUUCUGAAAUAAGAUUUUGUGAAAUUUCGCACUUUUUUUUAUACAGUUCUAUAAUUGGUAAUUAUAAAAUUGGACGCCACUAUGAGAAUUUUAUAUAAAAAAGAAUAAAAAAUACUUUAGAAAAACCGGAAAAUUAUGGCUGUCAGAAUAUUAUUAUAUUUAGGAUUAAUUUAUCUACUAUUAAAUGUUGUUAAAACUGAGGAAAAUAUUGAAAAUGUGACCUGUCAAUUGGAAAAGCCUCUGCGAAAGCAAAUUGAGGCUGAACCCUUAAAUGGAAGAUGUUUGCGAGAUAUUGUUGUUCAAUUUGCAAAAGCUCUUAGAACAAUUAGUAAUGAUGAACUAGGAGUAACAAUUUUUCAAGAAAUGCUCGAUAAACAAGAAUUUGUUAAUAUUUCAAAUGGUCCGGAUGUUAAAUUAAAAAAUUUGGUAGAUAAAUUGGAUAAUCAGAUUAAAUCUUACGUUGAAUUAUUACGACAAAGUAAUAGUGUUAUUCAACAAAUUUUACUGAAACACAGUUCAAAUAAUCAACAAAAUCAAGCUUUUCAAUUAAAUUUUGCACGUAAUCGAGUUUCCAUUGAUGAAAAAUUUGAUAUUUGUUCACAAAUUUCGACUGCACUGUCUUCUAAUUUAAGAGAUCAAGAAUGGAAGAAUUUACACAUUUUGCCAGUUAGUCAACCUGGAACAAUGUGUGGUCCACCAAGUUUAGCUCAUAAUAUCGGUCCUUUAUUUUUAUCUCAAUGUAAUAGAUCAAAACAUGUUAUUUUACUUUUGGAACAUGGAAUGUUUAUGUCAGAGGGUGAUGUUACUUUAGCUCAAAUAACUGCAAAAACAGUUAUUGACAUGCUGUCAGAAACGGAUUAUGUUACUGUUGUCGGAUUAGCUGGACGAGGAUCCGUGCAUUGCAAAAAUGGUUUAGUGAAGGCAAAUGACGUCAAUAAAUUUCAUUUAACACGACAUGUAGACACCAUCACUCGAACUGAUUCAAACCAAACUUUGGAUGUUGAUUUCAAAUCCCUAACGGGAAAUUUGACUGGAGAGGUUGUCAUUAUCCACGUGACAAAUAUGCUAAAAAAUACAACAAAUUUGAAAAACAUUACUGAAGAAAUCUAUUCACAAAAAUUAACCGCAUAUUUAAGAACAAUAUUGAUUCUAUCGGACACUCAACCACAUACAAAUAUCAAAAAUAUUUCCGAGGAUACAAUUACAUUACCAACGCAAAAUGUUUUGGGCUAUGAAAUAGCUAAAUUGUUUGUUGGAUUAAAAUGUUCAAGUGACGAAAGAAAAGAUUAUUAUUUAUCAGAUCCUUAUUUUGAACCUUACACCAAAGGAAUGAUGUUGUCUGUUGGACAAAUAACAAAUGUUGCUGUAUUAUCGCUUGACAUCAAAUUAAAAGACUUUCUUGAAGAUGUAACUUACUUUAAUGCUGGACCAAAUACUCAUGCAAUACUUUUUGAUAAUAAUGAAAUAGUUUGGAUGCAUAAGAAUUUUCCUCGAAUGGAAAUGAUAGCGGAACAACCUUUAAAAGUUUAUUUGCACAAUAUUGAGAAUAUUGAUUCGGAAACAAUUCAAAUACUUUUAAAAGAAUCGGAAGGUUUUAAAAUAAUUGAAACAAAAUUGGGAGUAAAAAAACAAAUUCAUUGGAAACAUCUUAUUUAUAAAGAUUUAAUAGCAUGUGUAAUAUCGGAGAAUAAAGAUGAUUUUCUACCAGUAGCAAAAACAGUGCCACCUUUGCCAUCAAAUAUUUUGCAUCAUCGUCUUGAUCUAAUGCUACAAUCUGCCAUUAGCAAAGAUAUAUUUUGCUUGAAUCACAAUAGAAUUUCCACACUCUCAACUGGAGUUGUUUAUCUUUCACCAUGGUGUUUUCAAUCACCAACAGAGCAACUUAAAUUACUGGAAACUGGAUCAGCUGUAACAGUUCAAAGUUACAUGGCCUAUAUUAAAGAUUUAACGAGACUACUUGCAAAUCCAGGUUUACAUUCUUCAGUUAAACCCGAUAUUGGAACUUUUGCACAAAUUCUCAAUCAUUUUAAAAUUCGACACAAUACAAGUUCUUUAAAUAAAUUCAUCGUUCGAAGAUAUGUUGUUGCUGCUGCAAGUGGAGCAAUGGAGAUUUAUCCAGGCAUUGUUCUCGAUUCUGAAUUGGAUCCAAAAAGACGAGCAUGGUAUGGAAAAGCACUUGAAUAUCCAGGCAAAAUAGUUUUGACAUCGCCUUAUUUAGAUGCUGGUGGUUCUGGUUAUGUGAUAACUUUAAGUCACACGGUUUAUGAAGGUCGUUCAGCAGCAUUACAUUCGAAUAAUGAUCCUGUUAUUGCUGUUGUUUCAAUGGACAUUACUUUGGGUUAUUUCUCAAGAAUUCUUCGUGAUAUGUUUUCAUUUUGUAAUGAUUCAACUGUCAAAUGUUUUUUGAUGGAUGACAAAGGUUAUUUGGUUUUUCAUCCAUCAAUGCUCGAUCCAACAAGUAAAAUUGAACAACAACAUUUAACGCACAAAGAAUUAUUAGUAGCGAACGAUAUACUUAAUCAUGAAUUUUUUGUUCGUAAAAAAUCAUGCGCCAGUUAUUUGGAUGGUACAGUGCAACGAUAUUAUCAAUUUAAUACUUCAUUGGAGGAAGUUUUAACUAAUAUCGUUCAUGGUGAGCAUUGUAUUAAGUAUCAAGUCGCCGCUGUUCCUGGAACUAAUGUCUUCCUUGGAGUUGUAAAUGCAACAUGCAAUUUACAUAGAUCAUUCUCCUUUUGCCCGUGUAGUACGAUGGAUAGAUUGUGUUUUAAUUGUAAACGAAUGGAACAAACGGAAUGUGAAUGUCCUUGUGAGUGCUCACUUUAUUCAGCGUCAUGUGGUCAACAAAAUUUCAGCGUUUUGGAACCAUGUCCAGCGCCUUACGAACAAGGAAUUAGUUCACAAUUAUUUUGGACACAAUCAGUACCAUUAAAAUCGUGUCCAUCUUUUAAUUGUAAGGAUUAUCAGACUGAAAACGAAUGUUUGGGAAUUGUUAAUUGUCAAUGGUGCCAUUACGACAGCGAUGGAGAAACUCCCCUUCAGGCUCCAUUUUGUUCGGAUUUGUCUCUUUGCUUUAGAGGGAUUUUUGGUUCCUUAGUCCCUUACGGAGAUGGAAGUUACAAAACUCAAUCAACGGAGGAAAUUGUGGCUCGAGAAUGGCCCUCAGUGGGUCCCGUUGCAGGUGGAAUUCUUGCCUUUGUUUUAAUUCUAGGAAUAAGUCUCUUUUGCUAUAGAUUACGAUCGGUUCAAUCUGGUUUGGAGCAUCAGUGUCUACAUCUUCAUACAUCGCCAGAUACAUUGAGAAUGACAAAUCAUGAAGGCGAUCCUGAACCCAUGGAAAUGGAUCAAAUGAAAAAUAAUCUUGAUUCUCUUUUACGUGAAGGUAUUGCACCAAUUUCGCCAUACAGAGUUUCGACAAAUUAUCGAAGACCACCUGGCGGUGAUAGCGAUCAUGGCUAUAGUACAAUGACACCACACGAUGACUCUGAACAACAAACAUUUGUUGAGCCUCUGUUAAUUGUUGGCGGAAAUACGGAAUCAGAUUUAGUGAAACAAAAUAGUCGUCCACCAUCACCAAUGACGCAUUUAGGAUCACCGCAUCAUGUGUUAGCUCCCGUUACUGUUCAUCGACACAUGGAAGCAAAUUUUUGUUAGCAUUGCUUAACAAAAUUAGAGAUAUAUAAAUAUUAUAUAUAGAAUUAUUGGAAUUAAAUUUCUAAUAUCACAUAUUUACGAUUAUUUAACUUUUUUAAAUAAUAUUAAAUAUAUUAUAUAUUUUUAAUAUAAUAUUUAAACUUUACAAUUAGUUGUGAUGUUAGAAAUUUAAAUCCAAUUAGAAAAGAAAAAAAAAAUGUUCCAUUUUUCAUAACUGUUUUUAAUCGAGAAAUAUUUUCAUGAAUAUUUUUACUUGAGAGAUCAUUGACUCAAUAUCUGUUUUCUAUUUUUAUAACAAUAUGAUAUGCACAUUCUUUACUGAACGUAUUUUUACAAAACUUUUAAAGAAAAGUGGCAAUAAGAAAAAAUUCAAAGAAAAACUUUGUAAACUUUUUGUACAAAGUACCCAUGUCUUUUUUUUUUUAAAUUCAUGUACAUUGUUUUUUGUAUAACGAGAAAGGUGCUCAGCACACAUGAAUUGAUUUUAGCGUUAUUUAUUUUUCGAGUGAGAUAAAUAUUUAAAGUACAAACAGGUGGUAUGUUCCAUUUUUUCUUGAAAGUGCCAAUUUUUACAAUAAUUAUUGUUCAAAUCGACAAUCGUGUUUACGAUUUAACUGAUGAAGACUUUUUUUUUUAAUGCAUUUAUACGUAUCAAUUAAGACAAUUUAUUAACAAAGAAAUAAUAUGUCUUUACGACAAAUAGUUCACAGACUGAUAUUUAACAUAAAAUAUAGUAAAAUGUGGGUACAUAUGUAGAGUAUCAAAAUUGCUCAAAAAAAAAAAAUUAAACAGAAAAAAACGCCGAUUUAAAAUCUUGAUAUUUUUUAUGUAUUAAAUUUUGAAAGCAAUAUAUAGGUCUCAAAUUUUUCGAGGCAAGUAGUGUAAUAAAUUUUUGGCAAAUUUAAUCAUAUUUUGAAAUGAAUGUGUAAAAUUGGAUUUAUAAUGUUUCUUGAAAUGAUUAUAAGAUAAUUUUUGAAUAUUCUUCUGUUGUGUUUGUGGACAAAUGUUAAAAAAAAAGUAUUAAAGCUUUUGACAGCAACAAAGUAUUUUAAUAAUGAAUAGCGCAAACAUAUAUAUGAAUGUAUGUUAAUUGAUUAUGUAUUAGAAAAAUGAUAAUAAUGUAGACGUAUGAAUGAUUUUAAAAGUAUUUUUGUUGUAGAAAGACGUGAGUAGUGAAAGUAUAUUUAAGUUUCUCGAUAUGUAGAAAUUAUUAAAAAAAAAAGAAUAUUUUGUUAAUGCCAGUGAAUAUAGAAGCAGAAAAAUUUGAUUUGCGAAAAUCGAAAUCCAGUGAAUAUUAAAAGAAAAACAAAUUUUUAUAACGAAAAUCUUGCCGUUACCUGCCAUUUAUAACGUUGCACAUAGAACUAUCUUUUUUAUACAUUUUCUAUUAUUAUUUAAGUGAAAAAUUAUGUAAAACCGUAAAAUGUUAAAAAUAAAAGUUUUUUUUACAGUAAA